Molecule: messenger RNA, 498 nt
Organism: Colletotrichum siamense
Lineage: Eukaryota; Fungi; Ascomycota; Sordariomycetes; Glomerellales; Glomerellaceae
Exons: 1
Coding region: 1-498 (165 amino acids)
Source: RefSeq, a predicted model, not a curated record
AUGUUGGUUCUCAACACGAGAGACGACAGGCACCACCGCCUCCUCCUGGGAGACCUGGCCCUCCGCCGCCAAACGCGCCAGGUCCUCCUCCUCCAGGGCCGCCGCCGCCUCCUCCCCUUUCACCUGGACCACCACCGCCGCCCCCGGAUGGAGGGCCACCGCCGCCUCCCCCGGAUGCCCCUCCUCCACCUCCAGGUACUCCACGAACUCCACGACCUCCUGGAACCCCUCCUCCUCCACCUCCUGAAGGGCCACCUCCUCCACCACCUCCCCCUGAAGGACCGCCGCCGCCGCCGCCUCCUCCUCCUCCGGGACCUCCAGGACCUCCCGGGCCUCCAGGGCCCCCUGGGCCACCUGGACCGCCGCCUCCCCCGCCGCCGCCUCCUCCUGGUCCACCCGGUCCCCCUGGGCCUCCAGGACCGCCUGGUCCUCCACCACCCCCUCCUCCGCCGCCACCUCCUCCUCCACCACCGCCGCCGCCAGUCACUGUUACGAUGA